Messenger RNA from Desarmillaria tabescens, 876 nucleotides. RefSeq lists its product as uncharacterized. The record is from RefSeq and is a predicted model, not a curated record. Bases 1 to 876 code for a protein of 291 amino acids. The transcript has 2 exons. Lineage: Eukaryota; Fungi; Basidiomycota; Agaricomycetes; Agaricales; Physalacriaceae.
AUGAAGUGCUUGGCCCAGUAUUCGUCCCAAUGGGAAGACAUUCACCUGCCUACUCCUUCCUGUAUUCCAUGGACACAACUAGUGCUACUGGAUCCCCCUUCACUCCAUCUUCCAUCGUUAAGAUCACUCAUUGUGGAUUGUCAACCUGACGAGCACACUCUCGCCUGCAUCUUGGACAUGUUCAAACACAUGCCCAAGCUGAAGUCUUUUGAAUUCCACUUGAACGGCACUCCCUCAGACUUUGACCCGAAAAUAAUCCCAGUGCUGUGGCAGCAACUCACGCAUUUGGCCAUGUCAUUGGGAGAAUCACAGGAUGCAGGCUGUUGGUUAGAGUCAAGCGUCAGGGUUCUUCGUCUCUGCCCGAAUCUUGAAACAUUGAGCGAUGGGACUGGGUUUCAGCCCUAUCCAGAGCCCACUCCUGUAUCUCUCCCAAGACUCCGUUCACUCAGAGCCAGCUACCCUCUGUUACUAAACUAUCUCAUCUGUCCAGCGCUGGAACACCUAGAAGCUCCUCCACCAUAUGAUAUGUUCUUUGCUGUGUGGAGACUUUCACAAUUCACCACUCAUUCUGGGUGUCAAAUACUCUCCAUCAAAUUGAAUAUGGAAGGUUACGACAGGAAUACUGAUAUAGUGCUCUUAAAUGUCCUAACCUCGGACAACACAAACUUGACACUCCCAGAUUUGAAUGUCCUUGAGCUGAAGACCAAGGAGCUUUUCACAGGGGAAGCAUUGUCGGAAGAGCUGGAUGAAGCGUUGGUUAGGACUAUCGAUAGUCGCUGGAACAUCUCCCGAGGAUCGCCGGUUGCCCCGUUGCGACAAGUCCAUAUCAAGUGCAGCAAGGCUGGUAUUAGAGGGGAUACUGACACACAGAAAUGA